This is a messenger RNA of Micropterus dolomieu (smallmouth bass), 7171 nucleotides long. It is a transcript of the gene zcchc14, whose product is annotated as zinc finger, CCHC domain containing 14. NCBI's taxonomy places the organism in Eukaryota, Metazoa, Chordata, Actinopteri, Centrarchiformes, Centrarchidae. The record is from RefSeq and is a predicted model, not a curated record. The coding region runs from base 706 to 4221 and encodes 1171 amino acids. The transcript is spliced from 14 exons. Gene Ontology annotation, molecular function: zinc ion binding; nucleic acid binding; protein binding.
GGGUCAGGAAAACUACAUUUUGCACUAAAUUCAUUCACGGACACCGAGCAAAAGCUCUAUUAUCAUCUGUGAGGUUUUCUUCCACAUCGGCGUUUGAUGAGGUAAUGUCUCGGAAAUUAUUAUGUUAUUUCCAGUGGCGGCGGUAACUUUGGAUCACACUAGCUGUGCUUUUAAACUGUAACCCCAGCACAAUCUUGCGAGGAGUCGGGACUUUAUCGCUGGGCUUUCAGCUCCUCGCACAAGUUGUGGAAAACCAUGAGGACGGGGGACAGCGGUCCGACCGGCGGGGAGGGACACGGCGGAGGGACUCCUGGCUGCCGAGCUGCGCGCUGAACACAAACCAGAGCACUUUGGCUGCAUAUGAGGCGACUUGGUGAGAUUAUGGUUUAUGGAAAAGCCUGCUGCUCUGUCGCCGCAGGUCCGCCAACAAAGAAAACCACUGUUACGUUUUUUUCAUGUCAGUGCUGUGACCACUGUGUGUAAACAAACAGUGAACGUGUGGAGUGAGAGAAAAGUUGACUAAUUAGCUCUGACUUUAUGGCCACUCGAGAGUAACGCUGCUCACGCGCGCCUGCGCAAUUACGCACCUACACAUACACACGCUGCCCCCUUUGUUGUGGAGUUUACUCUCAGUUGAGAGUCUUGACAUUUUAAUUCCAGUUAUUCACAGUACAAUUACAGUUCAGUGUGAGUGGAUGUGUGAGGAUGGUGGAGAGCCGGAGCUGUGUGCAGAGGGAGGGGGUGUACCGCUGGUUCUCCUCCCUCACCUCAGCCCAGAGAGCAGAGUUCCUGUGCGGCCUUCUGGACCUCUGCGUCCCCAUCGAGCUCCGCUUUCUCGGCUCUUGUCUGGAGGACUUGGCCCGCAAGGACUACCACUCCCUCCGGGAUGCGGAAAUCAAAGCUAACAACCCCGCCGACUUGUCGGGCCUCACUAACAUCACGGACGAGGUGGUGCGCAGCAAGCUGCUGGUGUCCCUCGCCUUGCUCGGCUCGGACAACAGGGAGGCGGCGGGGGUCCUUUACCGGACUCUGACUCACAUAGACACGGUGAUUAAUAACUACGGCCUGGCGCUGAACGACGGGAGGACCGAGGAGCAGUUUCUCUUACUGUUCACCAUGGCCUCUCACCACCCGGCCUUCAGCUUCCACCAGAAGCAGGUGCUGAGGCAGCAGCUCAGCCAGAUCCAGGACAUCCUGCAGGUGAGCAGUGGAGGAGGAGGAGGAGGGGGGGAGGCUCAAGCUGCAGCCCCUGGCGGGGAUCGAGCUGCUGUCUGUUACGCCCAGCCACACAACCACUAUCACCAUCAGACCGUGUCCUUGCCUCUGGCUUCGUGUUCCCCCGUUGCCUGUUCCCUGCCCGAUGCCAGCGCCGCCUACCUGCCUCUGCCGGCCUGCCAACCCUGCCAGACACACUGCACCUGCUGCCACAAGAGCCAGACCAGAGAGGCCGGUAAAGUCUCAGGGCCAAACUCAGGGGUCACCGUGGGACGACGAGACCAAGCGUUCAGCCAGGACCUCACCCCUCCUCACCCUGACCUCCCUCCCCCUCCUCCUCCUCCCCCUCUUCCUCCACCACCACCACCACCUCCUCCUCAUUUGCCUCGUCCUCUGCCUGCUGGGCAAGGCCAGGAUGCAUCAGCACCAACCAAGAGCCACGAGGGGAAAGCAGGAAAAGUGGUCAUUGAGAAGGUGAUGCUGAGAGGAGUGACACACAAGUCUGAAGACACCAGUGAAUAUGUGUUUGAGGCCAGCUGGUCAGAUGGUUUUGUGUCAUCUGUUGUCAGAACUCAGCAGGAGGUGACAGAGCUGCUGUCCCAGCUGUCACAAGCAUUUCCAGAUGAAGGAGUGGAGAAAUCUCUCCCUCAGUCCAAAGAGCUGGACCCCAGGUGUCUGACAGCGCUGCCCUGCCAUGUCCUCCAGCACCACAACGUCCAGCUGUUCUUUACCUCCACCAGGCCUCUCUCACCCAACUCCCCUGGCUCCCUUCCCUCCUCCCUCCCUCCAUUACCCUCCCCCCUUCCUGUAGCCCCAACCUGCCCGUUCACCUCCAGCUCUAAUCUUGGCUGUACAGUUCAGUACAGAGGAACCAACAGGGCGGUAUACAGAGUGGCCAGCGUCCAGCCCGUCGUCAGCACCCACAGCUCUGUCUUGACUCGCCCUUCUCCUCACGUCUCCUCCCUCCCUCCUCCGCUUCCUCCCUCCAUUCCUCCUCCCCAGCACUCCCCCCAGCUGUCCUCCCUCCCUCCCCCUGUGCCAGCACUGCACACCCAGAGCUGCAUGGCUGGCGGAGGUGAUCCCUCCUCCCAGGUGCAUCCCCAACACAGUCCGUCGCACUCGUACUCUCAGCACCACCUUCAUCAGCAAACAAGCAGUCAGUCCAGCGCCCAGUCCCUGCACCUGUCCCAUUCCCUGCCAACGUCACACUCACAUUCCCAGUCCCUUUCGUACCCCCAGUCCCAUUCCCUGUCUCGUUCCCAGUCCCUUACACAGGCACCAUCCCAGUCCCAGCCCAGCACGCCAGAGCAGAACGGCAUCCUGGACUGGCUCCGCAGGCUUCGGCUCCAUAAGUAUUACCCUGUCUUCAAACAGCUCACUAUGGAGGAGUUUUUAGCACUGACAGAGGAGGAUCUGAACAAGUACGACUUGACCCAAGGAGCAAAGAAGAAACUCAAGACUCAACUAGAGCUACAGAAGUCAGCAGACAGGGAGAUGAAGAUGGAGAAGCGGUCCUGCAGUGGCAUCGCCAGGGUGACACCUUCCAGUCACAUGGGAGCCUCAUCACAUCCCACCUCGACUGCAGGAGAGCUGCGAGUCGAGGUGGAUGCUGUUCUGCACCAUCACCCCGUCUCUACAGACAGCAGCUCGUCCUCAGGCUACUCCAGCUCUUCCUGCUCCCCACAGAGAACACCACUCUGCUGUGACUCGACCUUCGACAGGACCAGAGACAUUCACAGGCGUGUGUCAGGUCCGGACUCAGCAGGCGGGGGUCCAGAGAAGGACCGAUCCUGCCUCUUCAUCCUGAACUCCAGCUGCUCGAGUCGCCCCACAGCCCAGGUUUUACCUGUCCAAAACGAUGUAGCUCCUUCUCUCCCUCCCUCCUGCUCCUUCGGCCUCCCACAGUCUCCCUACCACCCACAGGCCAGUUACAACCAGACCCUGCUCUCCCAGGUCUCAAACCCAGCACGCAUCCUAACUUCCCCGCGUAAGCCCAGGCCCCCUCCACUGUGCAUGGAGGACAGGACUAAGCAGCUGGGCUCGAGCCUGCCUGCGGCCGGUGCAGGCUUCAGUACAGGGCUCAGUGUGGGGAUGGGGGUGAGGCUGGAGAACCUUUUCCCAGGGCGUAACAUGGAUGGCUCCUCCCCUCUCCAGGACUCUGUGGUUUGCCGUGGCCUGGCGGGAGGUGCUGUAAGUCUGAUGGUAGAAACCAGUUCUGCUCUGACCUCCACCUCCAACAGCCUCCACCACGUCUCGCACCCCCCUCUGCACUUCCACCUCUCGUCCUCUUCAUCUCCAUCUCCAUCUGGAUACUACUCCUACCCACCUACCUCCUCCUCAUUCUCUUCUUUCUUGUGUCCCUCCACAAAGUCCGGGUCACAGUCUGGCAGCUCCAGUAGUGGUGGUGUUGUUCCCAUAGCAACUGCAAGCAAUGUUCCUGUGGCAGCAGUGCCCGGCAGCGCUUACUACCCGCCCCAGACCACCUCUAGCCCCUCCCCGUCCCCCUCCUCUGCCUCUUCGUUGGAUCAGAGUUCAGGUCACAACCCCUCUGUGUGUGUUUGCAGCUCCUGCGGUUGUCGGGGCAACUGCGGUGCCUAUGGGGCGUUGCCUGGAUACGCAGCGGCCGGCUACCUGCAGCAAUUCUCGGCCGGCCCCUCCCUCUUCACCCUGGGUCCUCUGCUCCAUCUCAGUCCCCUGAUAGCCUCAUCCAGCACAGCUGGCACCGGAGCCACGCCCUUCUCCUACCCGAUGAUGGUGCCACCGCCGCUCUACCGCCCCAGCCCUGUUUCACAUGACCAGCCGCAGGGCUUUGCCUUCUACCAGCCCCAUGGCAUUUUGGGAAAUGGAGGCCAGAAACGGGCAGUAGGGAACCUGUCGUGUUAUAACUGUGGUGCCAACGGACACAGAGCAGAGGAGUGCAAACAGCCGCCCAUGGAUUCAGCACAGCAAGGGACAUUUCGACUGAAGUACACUCCUCACUCUGACAGUAAGGACUCGGGGGACUAACAAGCAGAAGCACCAGUGGAUUUGAACUGUCACACUAGAGGCACAGCUGUACCUCAUGUUCCUGCUGAAGCUAGCAGACAGCGUUUAGACAGGCAGUCGGCUUCUGGAGUUCAACGAGACAACACAAACCCCAUGUAUGUUUUGUAAUUCUUGUACAGCAGCUUACGGAGAGAUGAGGACGGAAGAGAAACAGAUUGCUGAGAAGAGAGGAGUGGUUGUCACAGUUUGUGUCAUCGGAUUAGCUUUCAUCCCUCCUCAGAUCUCCACAGAUACAAACACGAGUCACAAGGAGGGCUGGAGAUUUGUACUCUGCCUCGCUUCAUUUCAGAGACGUGGCUGGAAUUCUGCCUCAUCCUCAGAGGAAACACUACACACAGUUAGUCAUGUUACCUAUGGUGCGGUACAACCAGAGAGUCAAAAUCUGCCUCCCAGCUAAAUGACUGAGCAUUAAUAGUCUGUAUGGUUCACAAACCAGAGGCAAAACACCUGAUGUUCUAAACUUCCUGGGCACUAAGCCAAGUGCAUUUGACCUAUUCUAAACAUAAAGCCCAGUUUAAUCAAAUUAUUGUGACAGACAGGAUACCUUGGAUAUACGUCCAGCAACAGCAAAGCACCAGUGUUAUCUUCCCUUUGACUGAAUCUACUGGUAUAAAACAUUUCGUACCACUCAAAGCUUUGAUACUCAAAAAAAAAAAAAAAAAAAAAAAAAAAAAAAAAGUCCCUUGUUCUGUUGUACAUCCCGUGAUCUGGUUUGGCUCGUCCAGUUACAAGACCUGUGUCCCAAUUCCAUGCUACAUACUCAUUAUACUACAUAUUAAUUGUACACAGCAUAUAUCACGUAAUAAUAUUCAUAGAAUAAGGUUUUUGCAGCUAGUAUCCAAGAACUCUUUUUGUUUUAAACUAACAGGAAAUGAUGCAAUAGCUGCACUGAGUUAAGGCAAUCAAACUGCGACUUUGGAACGCAACUGGCAGUUAAACUUGGCAAGAAGUUUAAAUACCAUCUACCAACUCAUUUUGUGAACAGUCCCUCUCAUCUAUGAGCAUUGCAUUCUGGGAGAAGAGUGUCCAUCAACAGCACACUCAAAAAUCAAGCGUUUUUAGUAUGCCUAUCAUACUAUCUACCUUAUUUUGUCUCUUUUUCAGUGCCAACACUAUAAUCCACAAAACCUGCUUAGAAUUAGUGCACAGUAAGGAUUUGAGACACAUAAAAGGUUGUAUCUUAAAGAGGAGCAAAAGAAAGAAAAACUGGCAGUGCUAUGCAGCAAUGUUUUGAUGAGUGGGUCUGUGGUAAACAUGGUUGUAAACAGUGCAGUACUUUGCAGAUGUUUAAUGCGGAAGGAAAUGCACUCAACAUGUUUGUUAGACUUUAAGGAUACACACAGUGUGUUAUGGUGAGAGACACUUUAUGUAAACAUAAAUGUGUUUGUUUACAAGAAGACGUGGCACCUGAUUCAAGGGCUGGAUCCCUCUGAAGGAAUCAGCUCAAGAAGGGGGAUCCUUUGCAGGACCUGAGGUUCUGCUGCACCUGCUGGUCUACCCCUGUUUAGCUGAUCUAGCCCAACACAGACUGUAUUCAGGCACUUCCAUGUGAACUUAAUAUGUUUUUUUAAAGUUGAUGAUGAUGAUGUGGCAUUAAAAGGCUGGUGAUUACCAAGGAUUACAGUACAAGUAGACGCAGCAUAACCGUCAUCAUUGAAGUGUGUGUGUGUGUGUGUGUGGACAGGUCACACUUGGAAAGUGGAAUCCCUCUUCACCGGCUGGGGGGGUCACACAGGGAAGCUGCACCAGCCACUGUCUUGUCCAUAAAAGCUCUUUACCGGUGCCCUGCAGCCUCUCUACCUCGGAGCCAACCUGAAACUGUUCCUCUGUACCAGGGCAAUCUGAAUGCACACUAAAUGUUUUCAGACACUUCGAAAAGUCAGCACAGUGUCUUUGUAUGUUCAGUUCACACCAGUGUUUCUGUCGUCAUUCAAGCUGGACUGACAUUUCAAAAGUGCCAAUUUGUUUUCAGCUCAGUAUGAUGAUGUCUCAUUUUUCAUGUUGUUAAAUGAAUGUUGAGCAGCGUGGACGUUAAUCCUAAAUGUGUUCUCACUCCAGAAGAGAUGGAGUUGACUCUUUUUGCAAUUAAUAUGUAUGUCUUUAUGCAAAAGAAUGUUUGUAUAAAAUUCAGGACUGUUGAUUUGGAGAGAGCCUACACAGGAUUGGAAAUUGGAGAGAGCAUAAGCAAGAUGGAGAAUGUUUUGCAGUAUUUUCAAGUCUGACUGUGAGUGAGUUGCUGGGCAGGACCCAGAGUUUUACAGACACGAGGACAGCUGGUCCUUCAGAUGAAACUCUAUCUGUACCCCUGGAGGGCACAGCACAGGGACAUGGUGUGUUUAUUUAAAAUGGUAAAUAAAUACUGAACAUUCAGUAUGUAUAACAACAUCUGUCUGUUGUUUAAAAUAAGUCAACAGUGUGCGUUUGUUUGUAAUAAAAUGUCUUUGGAGUAUUGCUUUUUCACAGAAGUAUGGGCCUUAGAAUCAACCAGCCAGCCUUCGCUUGUUCAGCUGAGGGUUCAUUUAACUUUCUCUGUCUCCAUGAACAUAAAAACACUUCAUACAUUGUUUUCAAUGGUCGCACAGAACAAGAAAAUUGCCUCCAUAGAUCAGAAGUGUCACAUAGCUCCAUUUCUGGUGUUUGUUUGUUUUUUACUUUUUAGUUUUGCUGUUUCCUUCAAGCCAGACUUGAGUCUGAAUCUGUAAAAAUCACAGAAGAACCUGGUUAACUGAUGCUCAACGUGCAUGUUGCUCUUUACCUUUAGUAAAAUAUUAUUUUGCAAUAUUUUGUGCAAAUGUUUGAACACAGUUUAUAAUUAUCCAGUUCAUUUGUAGGUCAUUUUAUAUUACUAAAUUUGUUUUAAAAGUUCAGAUAAAAAAUGUUUGAAUAAAUGUGUCCUGCCUGUCUUUCAUCA